Molecule: messenger RNA, 1730 nt
Organism: Annulohypoxylon maeteangense
Lineage: Eukaryota; Fungi; Ascomycota; Sordariomycetes; Xylariales; Hypoxylaceae
Product: FAD/NAD(P)-binding domain-containing protein
Exons: 4
Coding region: 424-1650 (408 amino acids)
Biological process (GO): ubiquinone biosynthetic process
Cellular component (GO): mitochondrion
Molecular function (GO): oxidoreductase activity; FAD binding
Source: RefSeq, a predicted model, not a curated record
UCCGCAUAUCAAUGUCUCACUUUACUUUCCACAGAGGUGAAUGACAUCACCGUAAAUCAAUCCGGCCACCAACCCUUUCAACCGGGCUGCCGCGAAGUUAUGAAACUGUGUACCUACCCUAGACACGGGCAGCAUCUCCAACCAUGCAGGGACUUGCGUCUAGGCUGCGGGGAAGCGUGUCGGCUCGAUCGUAUUAACCCGACCUACUGCUUCGGCAAGUGUAUGGACUCGCACUAAAGUCGGGGUUCAGAUAGCACACCAUGUAACAAGGGUUAAGCAGCUAGGUAAAUGUCGACGAUACCAAGAAUGAGCUACCCGAAAAUGAACCACCACGUUUUAUCUCAUCCCACCCCGCGUCUUUUCCUUGCGCGAUAAUUCCUUUUCUUGAUACCUCGAGUAGAAGCAAGUUAUUUGUCAGGAAUCAUGUCGCAUCCAUUUGAAAAGGUAAUUAUCGUGGGAGCUGGUCCUUCGGGUCUACUCCUCGCCCUCCUCCUAUCCAAGCACGGGAUCCCGGUGGAGAUACUCGAAGCGUCACAUGAACUAGACAAGCAGCCGCGCGCGGCGAUCUACGGAUCCCCCGCGAUUCCGGAUCUGCGGCGAGCGGGCGUCAUCGACGAGAUUCGGCGGCGGGGUAUGAGUCCGACGUCGAUGUGCUGGCGACGAUUCAAGGACCACAGCCUGAUUACCGGCAUGGAUGCGCAAGUCCUAGAAGAUCUAAACGGCGAGGACAUGCGCAUGGCUUGUUUGGUUUUGGAUGAAUUGGAUGCGCUGAUGCUCGAGGAGUUUCUUACUAAGUACAACGGCAAGAUUAGCUGGAAACACAAGGUUGUCGGCACUGGUCAAGAUGAGAAACAAGCGUGGGUAGACGUUGAGACACCGGAGGGCAAUAAGAAAAUCUAUGGCGACUACGUUAUUGGAUGCGAUGGUGCGGGAAGCGCUGUUAGGAAAUCUCUCUUUGGCGACGAGUACCCUGGGUUUACUUGGGAGAGGCAGAUCGUGGCGACGAAUAUCUACUAUGAUUUCACCAAGUUCGGGUUUAAAGACUCUAACUUCAUCUUACAUCCCGAUCAUUUCUAUAUGGCGGCCAGACUCACGAAAGAUGGGCUGUACCGAGUGACAUAUGGCGAAUCACCUGGCUUAACCUGGGAACAGAUGCAAGAGCGACAACCCUGGAAAUUCGAGCUGAUGCUGCCCGGCCACCCCAAGCCGGGCGAGUACAAGAUGAUUAGCAUGUCACCCUACAGAAUGCACCAACGAUGCGCGCCUAAGUUUCGCGUAGGUCGAAUCCUACUAGCGGCCGACGCGGCGCAUCUCUGCAACCCGUGGGGCGGCAUGGGAAUCACCGGUGGAUUCGUCGACAUUGGCGGUCUAUACGAUUGCCUCUCAGGGAUUUGGGAUGGGAAAGCGGAUGAGUCGAUCUUGGACAUAUACAGCGAGAAGCGAAUCGAGAAGUGGAAGACAGUCAUCGACCCCGUCUCCCAGAGCAACUUCCGCCGCGUCUCCGAUAGCGAUCCGGACACACUGUUGGAGCGCGAUCCCGUCAUGCAGGCAUGCAAAGAUGCGGAAAACGACUUGGAGAAGCAGAAGGGGAUGUACCUGAAUUUCUUUGAUAUGAAGUACGAUUUUACUCAGCAUUAUAAGACGGCAUGAUAGAGUACUAGGUAGAGAUAGGAUUAGUAUACGGUCAAAAUGUAUCUUUAUUCCAUCAGCAUGCGUUAAGUCUCAUAUGU